AUGCAUCGGGUGCGCCUACGUACGAAAACGAGGAUUGGACUACACAUGUUGAGCAUCGCCGCACACACCAGAUGCACAGUGCACGUGUCUACUAAUCACCCGCGUAUGCAAAUGGCUGAUGGCAUGUUGAUGGCAGAGGAAACUCCCAUGAUCCCCAGCCCCAGGGAGCCCGGAUGCCCCAUGCAACUGCUCUCAAUUGUGCUGCUGCUUUGUGGCACCUGGCUUCUCCUUAGCCUGGCAGUUUCCUCCUUCACAGCUGUUCGGGAGCCAGGCGUUCUUAAGGCGGGAGUGGGCGGUGCUGAAUCAGGGGCAAUAGAUGACAAGUAUAGCAGGAGGGAAGAGUACAGAGGGUUUACACAAGAAUUCAAGGAAAAGGACGGCUACAGACCAGAUGUAAAGAUUGAGUAUGUGGAUGAGACUGGAAGGAAACUUUGUCCAAAGGAGGCUUUUAGACAACUUUCUCAUCGGUUCCAUGGCAAAGGCUCAGGAAAAAUGAAGACAGAGAAGCGCAUGAAGAAAUUGGAUGAGGAAGCACUUCUAAAGAAAAUGAGCUCCAGUGAUACUCCUCUAGGUACAGUGGCACUUCUACAGGAAAAGCAGAAAGCUCAGAAGACCCCUUACAUUGUCCUUAGUGGGAGUGGCAAGAGCAUGACAGCGAACACGCUUAUCAAAUGAGUGUUGAUGAUAUUUCCAGAAUCUGUAGAAGAGAUUUGGCUGGACACAAAAUCAUUCAUCUUUUGUGCG
Nanorana parkeri is the source of this 744-nucleotide messenger RNA. Its product is annotated as U4/U6.U5 tri-snRNP-associated protein 1-like. Gene Ontology annotation, cellular component: U4/U6 x U5 tri-snRNP complex. The coding region runs from base 1 to 675 and encodes 224 amino acids. The transcript has 7 exons. The record is from RefSeq and is a predicted model, not a curated record. Gene Ontology annotation, biological process: mRNA cis splicing, via spliceosome; maturation of 5S rRNA. NCBI's taxonomy places the organism in Eukaryota, Metazoa, Chordata, Amphibia, Anura, Dicroglossidae.